Psylliodes chrysocephalus is the source of this 561-nucleotide messenger RNA. Lineage: Eukaryota; Metazoa; Arthropoda; Insecta; Coleoptera; Chrysomelidae. The record is from the annotation of a GenBank genome assembly.
AUGGCAGAUCGUGUUCUUCGGCUCUAUGCUGGAACGGAAAAGCCAACAUCAAGCCUUACGGAUAUGGCCGAAUUCAUAACUAAAGUGUAUACCCCAAUGUGGUUUAAUAUUAAACUAAAUUUCAGUUCCACUAGUGGUAGUUUUCAAGUAUUUAAAACGAUUGAACUGUCACGGUAUUUAAGAGAUGAUUCAAGAAGUAUUGUGGAUACGGUAAUCAAAAGAAACGCGUAUUUUAUACACCCCGAAAAUAUUCUUUUGUGUAUGCUAACAGACACUCGUGAAUGGGUUCGGGAACUAUCUCUACAAAGAAUCUUAAAAGCUAGAGAAAACAGUCGAGAAACCGUUGAAGUAAGACACUUUGUGGUACCCAAAAUUAAUUUCAAUACUACAGACUACUUUGAGUUAAUUUACUGGAAUGAGUGCGAUGUGACACCUCCUCCUGUUUUAAGAGAUUUUACUGAUGAUACUCUUAAAAACCUUAUAAACGAAACCGAAAUUCCAGACUUUGAUUUCCGAAGUUCCCUUGCCAUACUCAAUCCGUGGAGGGAUGCGAAAAAUUAG